CGUACUGCUCGCUGCUGAGCUGCAGCCUGCAAGCUAGGGCUUGCUGCAUGCCACGUCGGGCUUGCUGCAUGCCACGUCGGGCUUGCGGCUGUAACUGAAGUACGCUGGAACCAAGCCAGGCAACCCCUGCCUCCUCCCUAACCUACCCACACCAGAAAGAAGGUGCUGUGGUCUGACUUGAGCCCAGGACAAAAGCAGUUCCAGGAACAGUCAGGGUUAAGGCUGAGUUCAAGGGAGCCAUCUCUGCCUUACAGAGAGAACUGCUUGCCCAAGAUAAGCUGGUGUGGACGGGAAAACUUCUUUCAGCCCUAGACUGCCGGGCUGAAUCCAGCCUAGCCUGAUAAUCAUCAAAAUCUAUUACUGUUGGACCAAUGUUUUUGUGGACAACAUGACAACUCAUGGAUUUUCCAAGCUGGAAGGUGUUUGCAUUGCUGAAAACUUCUGAUUUAGUAGCGGGGCAAUAAAAAGGCAGGCUCUGAAUGAAGGAGGGAGACUCACUUUCUCACAACAAAGGGUGUUGGUUUUUUCUCCCCUUUUCGUCCAGUUAUGAGGGCAUAGUUGCAACACGAGAAGGUCUCCACAGCACUUUCAACUAUGUUGUAAUAGGAGAAAGGGCAAAGUGGAUUGCAACUAGGUCCUCUAACUUGGUUGUUUGCACUGUUAAACAUUAGGCAGGCAGAGAUUCCUCCUGAUGUUGACCAGCCAUCAAAGCUCCGCUUCUAUCUUUGCAUAUAUACUCUGAUGGAAAUUCUGGCAAAGAACUUAGAAAGUUUGGGUAUCUUUGAGGAGCACACACUUAUAAGGCUGAUUGUUGGUGGACUGCCGGCAUGCAGCAAUUCAAAGCUCUGCAUAAAGGAUCUGCAUUUUGAUGAGGUGCCAGUGAGGAUUUACCUCCCAAGAGCACCAUCUGCAAGCAAACGGAGAGGAGUCAUCUUCUUCCAUGGAGGAUGUGGGAUGUUCGGAAGCAUCAGAAGUUAUGAAAGAAUAUGCCAGUACAUAGCCAGAAAAUCUGAUUCAGUGGUUGUGUCUGUUGGGUAUCAUUUAUCUCCUGAGCAUAAUUAUCCAGCCCAACCUUUGGACUGUCUCACUGCUACUGCACACUUUUUGAAGACUGCAGAAAACUAUGGGGUGGAUCCUGAUCGGAUUAUUGUUUGUGGGGAUAGUGCAGGGGGCACUUUUACUGCUAGUGUUUGCCAACAACUGGUAAAUAGACAAGAUAUCCCAAAGAUAUGUGCCCAGGUACUGAUCUAUCCAUUUCUCCAAGCAUUGAACUUUAGUCUGCCAUCUCACCAGAAAAAUGCUUUCACUGCUUUCUUGACCCGGGAACGUGCAGUCCAUUUUAUUCUGAAAUACUUGAAAAAGGAUUGCUCUAUGAAGGAAGCUGUUUUGGCAGGUUCUCACGUUCCAGAGAGUAUGAAUUUGAAAUACAGGAAAUGGAUAAAUCCAGAUCUUAUCCCAGAGAUAUUUAAGCUGAGCUAUAAAGCACCUUUACCCACUUUGUUUUUACCUCACGUCCAUGAAGAAACAAAAGAACUGUUUGAGACAAGAUUUUCCCCACUCUUAGCAGAAGAUGCUGUUGUUUGCCACCUACCUGAUACCUGUAUGAUUACAUGUGAGCAUGAUGUGCUCAGAGAUGAUGGAUUGUUGUACAAGAGACGGUUAGAGGACAACAAUGUAAAAGUGACCUGGUACCACAUGGAAAAAGGCUUCCACUGUGCACUGGGAUUUUUUGGUUAUGGUAUUUUUUCUUUUCCAUCAUCAAGUAAAAUAGUGAACCACACUGUAAACUUCAUAAAGGGCUAUUAAAAUAUUUUCUUGAAUACAGUGAA
Molecule: messenger RNA, 1829 nt
Organism: Grus americana (Whooping crane)
Lineage: Eukaryota; Metazoa; Chordata; Aves; Gruiformes; Gruidae
Product: arylacetamide deacetylase-like 4
Exons: 5
Coding region: 742-1806 (354 amino acids)
Cellular component (GO): membrane
Molecular function (GO): carboxylic ester hydrolase activity
Source: RefSeq, a predicted model, not a curated record